Messenger RNA from Aureobasidium musti, 1209 nucleotides. Lineage: Eukaryota; Fungi; Ascomycota; Dothideomycetes; Dothideales; Saccotheciaceae. The record is from the annotation of a GenBank genome assembly.
AUGAGCAUCGCCGACCAGGUACAAGGUCUGAUGGACGAUGUCCUUAGGCCAGAACCCUCUCCGAAGCGUCGCCGACUUGAUUCCAACUCACCACCAUCUUCAUACGAGAACGACCAGAAGCCCGACCUUGACACGCCUACAGAUGCAGAGAAUGGAUACGCUUUUGAGGAAGAGUCGGAUAAUGGAGACCAACCUACCGCCAGCAACUCGCAGACACCACGCGAACGAGACCAACAAACAGACGACUCUCGACCAUUGGGCGUACAUUACAAGUCAUACAUGACUCUGAGGANNGGUCACAAGAGAGGCGUUGCUGCCGUGAGAUUUUCACCAAAUGGCAAAUGGGUUGCUAGCUGCUCCGCCGAUUGCACCAUCAAAGUGUGGAACGCUCAGACAGGAACGUUGGUUCACACUCUUGAAGGUCACCUCGCCGGUGUCUCGACCAUAUCCUGGGCUCCCGACUCCAUCGUCCUCGCCUCGGGCUCCGACGACAAGUCUAUCAGACUAUGGGAUGUCAGGACGGGAAAAUGUAUGCCGACCGCCUUGACUGGCCACCACAACUACAUAUACAGCAUUGCCUUCUCACCAAAGGGUAACAUGCUCGUGAGCGGAUCAUACGACGAAGCAGUCUUUCUAUGGGACGUGCGAACAGCCCGAGUAAUGAGGUCGUUACCUGNNCUCACUCGGACCCGGUAUCAGGGGUCGACUUUGUACGAGAUGGAACGCUUGUGGCAUCCUGCUCGAGCGACGGCCUUAUUGUUAAGCCGACUAUGGGAUUCAAAUACAGGACAGUGUCUGAAGACAUUAGUGCACGAAGACAAUGCGCCAGUCACAUCGGUACGCUUCUCACCCAACGGUAAAUUCGUGCUUGCGGCGACACUCGACUCGAGCGUACGGUUGUGGAAGUACGUCGAAGGUCGAUGUAUCAAGACAUACCAAGGACACAAAAAUCAGAAGUUCAGCAUCAAUGCAUGUUUCGGAACAUAUUAUAACGAACAGGAGGAUGGAGAAGAGUCGGCAUUCGCCAUGUGCGGCGACGAGGAGGGCAAAGCAGUGAUAUGGGAUGUCAACACCAAAGCAGUACUGCAGGUUCUGGACGGACACGAGGACGUAGUGCUUGGGGUGGAUAGCAGUCCCGACAGCAGUAUGGUAGCGACGUGUAGCCUGGACGGGACCAUCAGGAUAUGGAAGAACAGCCCUGACAAGUAA